UACAUCCGGCACGAAUUUCGAAGAGGAAGCAAAAGGGCUUACCACGUUCAUGAGUGGACUGGCUUAAGUUGGGAAGCAGGUCAAAGGGCAGUAUUAAAGAUUGUUGAUCACUAGUAUGCGCUGCAUUUGUUGCUUCAUCACAGGCAAUAUAGAUAUAACGUGAUCAUUAUAUCUGAGCUGGUCGUCGCUACUACUAUUCAGUAGAAACUCUACUGGGCUAAGGAGAGAGUAGGAGCUAAUAACAGCCAACAGUGUUGCGUAUCAGUUUUACACUGCUAAAAUGGCUAAAUCAGAUGAGUUUGGAGAAUUCAUCCGUGAUGUACUAACAAAAGGAGGUUUAAAGAUUUUUGAAGGAUUUGAAAAAACGUUGGCUGAGUGUAAAGAAGAAUUCUCUCGUUCAGAGGAGGAGAGGAAGCGGCUACAACAGCUGUUGGACGUUGUUUCUCCACCCGAGAUUAAGCGACGUCGAACAGAAGUGCAGCAGCUGUCUCUCCCGGAGCCCCCACAGAUUAAAGAGGAACAGGAGCUGUGGACCAGUCAGGAGGAAGAGCAGCUCCAAGGACUGCAGUCUGAAACUACAGACUCCAUCUUCACCAGGGACUCCAACUUGCAUAUCAGAGCAUUUCUCAGUGAGAGAUUAACAACAGCAGCUUCAGAGAUUUUCGGUGAAGUUAAAAUAACAUUUGCUGUGUACCAAGAAGAAAUCUCUCGUUCUGAGAAGAAGAGGAAGCGGAUACAACGGCUGUUGGACGUUGUUGCUCAACCUGAGAUCAAGCUACACCGAACAGAAGUGCAGCAUUUCUCUCUCUCAGAGCCCCCACAGAUUAAAGAGGAACAGGAGCUGUGGACCAGUCAGGAGGAAGAGCAGCUUCAAGGACUAAAGUCUGAAACUACAGACUCCAUACUCACGUCUUCCAGUGUGGAAUGUGAUUCUGAUCAAGAGGGCUCUGUUGAAUGUUCACAUCUUGACCAAACUGUCCAAGUGGACAACAGAGAAGGAGACUCUCUACCCACCAACACAACUGAGGAGCAAAUCAAAGCAGAGCCUCAUGUACAAGACUCUGCAGCACCAGAACCAGGCAGUGACUCUCAGCCCCUCUCUGUUGUAGAUCAGAGUUUUUCUAUUCUAGAAACUUUAGAAUCCAAGAGAACACGGCAAAACGAGGCUGUCUCAUGGGAUAGUCUGUUUCAAGAAUGCAGCGAGAGAUUCAGCCACAAUUCAAAUCUCGCGUCGGUUACAAUGCCUCAGAGUGUGCCAACAAAGCCACGCAAAGGGCUGGACUUGCUCCAGAACAUUGACGAGAUGGAUUCGGAGGGCGAACAGUGUGGGGAUUUGGAGGGAGAUGACGACGGGGACGACGGCGCCGACUCUGAUUCAGGCUCGGAAACGGACUCUGAGGUGGAGUGCUCGGGAGACCCGUGGUGGAGAGACACGGCGAGAGACGGCACGGUGUGGGUGGAGCAGACAGCCUCUCGGGGAAGGGGGGGGGAGGAGGGCGGGGCCAUGAAAGAAGCCCCCGGCCCCACAAGUUACGCCAAGGAAAACAUCGAAAGCCCACUGAGCAGUUUCCUGUGUUUGAUUGACACAGAAAUGUGGCAGAAGAUUCGACGGUACACGGAAGCGGAAGCGGAGCGGAAAAGCGAAACGUUCAAAGUGUCAGACGAGGAACUGAAGGCGUUCGUGGGUCUCGUUUAUCUGAGAGGCAUCAUGGGAGGAACGAGUGUGAAGGUGGAUGACUAUUGGUCGGCUGACUUGGGAAAUCCCAUUUUCAAAGAUACAAUGUCUCGUCAAAAGUUCCGAGACAUCAUGCGUUAUCUGCGCUUCGACGACAAGAACACAAGGGCUGACCGGCUGGUGACGGACAGGUUUGCGAUGAUGUCUGAGAUAUUUGACAAGUUUGUGAAAAACAGCAUCGCUUCUUACACGCCGGGAGAAAACAUCACGAUAGACGAGCAGCUUCUCCCCACCAAGGCCCGGUGUCGUUUCACGCAGUACAUGGCCAAUAAACAGGACAAAUUUGGCAUAAAAUUCUGGGUAGCCGCUGAUGCAUCAACCAAAUACAUGUUGAACGCAAAGCCCUAUCUAGGCAGAGAUGACAGCGUCGUGGCUGGGCCGCGGUUUUCCGACAGUGUUGUGAUGUGCCUGGUGGAGCCUUUCCUGGGAAAAGGAAGAAAUGUAACAACUCACAAUUUCUUCCCCUCGUUGGCGCUGGCUAACAAUCUUUUGUCAAAGAAAACUACCGUUGUUGGAACAGCGAAGAAAAGCAUCAGAGGGAUGCCUCGGUGUGCACAGGUUCAUUCUGAAAGGUUUUCAACCAAGGUGCUGAAGGCUGGAAAAGUCUCGCUUACGGUCUACCAGGCAAAACCCAAGACAAAUGUGUGUAUCCUGAGCACAAUGCAUCAGACUGUUUUAACCGACGAUGGCGACAAGAAACUACCCAACACUCUUUCCCACUACAAAAGCACCAAGGCUGGCGUCAAUGUCAUGGACCAGAUGGCACGGCAGUACUCGGUAAGGGGAGGCAGCCACCGUUGGCCGGUAGCAGUGUUCUACAACAUCUUGGACCUGGCCGCAAUCAACGCUCACAUCCUGUACAUGCAGAGCAUGAACGUGAGGAUCAGCAGGAGGAAGUUCAUCCUCCGGCUGGUGAAGGAGCUGUGUGCUCCUCAGAAGUGGUCCAAGGCCGAGGAGGCUCGAAGGCGGCUUCUGCCCGAGUCUCCCUUCCAGCCUGUGAAACGGAGACGGUGUCAGGUCAACAAAUGUUCGGGGAAUAAAACUUUUGAGAUCUGCCAGGGAUGCAAGCGGCUCGUCUGUGGAAAAUGCUCCAAGAAUGCACCAAAGCUGUGCUUGGAGUGUUGACACUGUAGGGUCCUGAGCGUGAUGCAACUGUUGUGUCGGAGGGGGUGUGGCUUGAGUCAGUCCUGAGUGUAAUGCUUUUCUGUUAAUUGUGGUAGAUCAUUGAUUUAUCCAAAUGUAAAGUUUGUUUUACUGCAUUGAUUACUGAUUUACAGACUUGUACACAUGUCACCUUUGACCUUGUAUGUUCGCUGGGUGGAGGGAUGCAACAGGUGUGUUCAACUUCAUGAAUUCUGGUUAUACUUUUUGGUCCAACUUGAGACGGCAUUUUCUCAAGAGCAACUGCAUAGGUUCUAAUGACGACACAGCUAUUUUAUGAUUGGCCAGACUCACACAUGACAACUUUGACGCGUGUUUUGUAUUUAUUCUGACAUCUUCAGUUUCACCAAUGCUCACAUCUGGACCAAACAGUAGGCCUACAAUUGAAUUAAAUAUUUGCCUUUAUUGACAGACUGUGAUAGCCUACUAUUGUUGAAGAAAGUGUUUUAGUCCGCAUCUCCACUAACAAAGACUUUAGUUGAGUUCUGGUUGUAUUAUCAAUCUGCAGAUUGGAAAAAGAGUUUAACAUACCCCAAUACAUGAAAUGACAAAUUUCAGUGCACUGGUUCAUGCAAGUUCUAAAGCGAAAACAAUAAAAUUUGGGACCAUGCAGUUUGUCAACAAUAAAGGAAGCAAACAGCGCUUGAUCGGCCAUGACUGACAUCAACGCAGCAAACCACAAGUCCGACUUUACGAAGCCGUUUUUAACUCCCUCCCCGACUGCAAGCGACAACUCUCGCCGCUCGUUUCAUGCAGCCGAUGUCGAACACACUUAAUGACAAUGUAAAUACUUUUGUUUAAAUGUACAAAUGUCAACGUAUUGGCAGAUCCCUUGCUGUUAUAACAAUUGUAAAAUGCACUGUUAAACUUGAACAUUAAACAUUUCUA
Messenger RNA from Hypomesus transpacificus, 3784 nucleotides. RefSeq lists its product as uncharacterized. The transcript is spliced from 3 exons. Lineage: Eukaryota; Metazoa; Chordata; Actinopteri; Osmeriformes; Osmeridae. The coding region runs from base 281 to 2860 and encodes 859 amino acids. The record is from RefSeq and is a predicted model, not a curated record.